GAACCGUGUUGCUGCUUGAGAAGAAUGGUACCGAGGUCAGCACUAGCUACAUGCAUUCUUUAGUUGACAUAAGGUCAAUUAAGAAGAAGAAUUGGGCGACUGCCGGAUAUCGAUAUCUAAUGAGCUCUCUACACCGGUACAAGACGAAGAACACCAAAAAUGUCUCCGGUUGCACGAUAUUUUUACAGCUUGUAUAUUUGACGCACGUAGACUGGACUGCUACUCACGUGGACCGAACUGUGGCUCCAAUUGACUUUUGGACCACAAAACACUGCAAGUCAGUGUACAAGUGGAUUCGAGACCAGGGUGGUCACACAAGUGGAAAGGUGAAGUUGACUAACACGUAUGUGUUACUGCCAAGUUUUGAAUCCGCUGCAGUUGGGCAACCCACAAAUGACGCAAUAUACAAAGCUGUGUGUGAGUUGAAAGAUGAGGUCUUCCGGCUUGAUUUGAAGGUGAGCAGCGCAAAAGAGCUGUUACUGAAGGUACUCUCCACUUCCCUUGGGAAGGGGACUAUGAAAGAAGUGUUGGAGAUACCUGAGACGAGCAAAGUUCAGCGCUCGCUUUCGUUCAACGGGGAGACCGAGAAGAAGGAUGACGUGGGUGUCGAGGAAAAGGAUGGUGAAGGGACGAAGGAUGACGUGGGUGUCGAGGAAAAGGAUGGUGAAGGGACGAAGGAUGACGUGGGUGUCGAGGAAAAGGAUGGUGAAGGGACGAAGGAUCAAUUGGAAGAGGAUGUUGAUGAUGUAGAGAGUGUCCCUUCACUUAAUCUAUCAGAAGAGAAGGUCGUUGUUCCAACUAAGGUGGUUGUUUCUGAUGAUUCGUUUGAGGUUAUGAACUUUUGGGGAGAAGAUCUCCCCGCUAUUGUAAAAGAGGAAGUUGAGCAGACAGUGAAGGAUGAUUUUGAUGAUGCUGCGUUCGAAAGAUUCAAAGAAUCUGGAGGGAAGGUGAUUGGUCCGUUCACUGUGAAGAAGGGUUACUCAAAUCAACAGUACGAGUUGUUCCGUUACAUUUUCUCUAGCGCCAAUGAUCCGAGUGAAGUGUUAGCCCAUUUUGGGAAGGUUGAGGUCGAGCGGAUGUAUUUCAAAUGCAUGAAACCGGAGACCGAUAUAUCAAACAGUGUCAUUGAUUGCUUUGCUCAAAUCAUGAAUUUUCGAGAGAAGAAGCGCAACGGCAUUGGAAGUAAGAGAACUUGGUUUAUGCCCACCAGAAUUUCGAGCAAGUUACUUGGAAGAACGAUGACUGUGGAGAGGAUGGCGAAGCAGCAAGAGUGGUCCACUCUUUAUUACGAUGCAGAUUUGAGUUUAUGUCACACUAUGGUGGUACCCCUACUGGAUACCGAGAGUGCUCCGCACUGGUUUGCGGCGAAUGUGAGCAUGGUUAAUACAACAGUGGAAAUUAGGGACUCGUUGUCUUCUGCAAUGCAUAAGAGGUCACGUCGGAGCACCUGCGUAGAGAUGCUCCAGACUUUGGACCAAUUGUUUGCCCCUGUCAAGCCAGGAGACCUGAAUUUCAGCGAGUUUGUAAUUAUUUCUUCAAGCAAGGACUACCCACAACAACAAAAUGGCCACGAUUGUGGAAUGUUUGUAAUGAAGUACAUGGAAUCACUGUUCGAGGAAAAUGAAAUAUUGGAAGAGUUUGAUCCUAUUGAAGCCAGACUGGAUUGUGUUGGGAAAAUUGUCACCCACGAGAGUAACAAGGCUAAACAUGCUGUGAUGGAGGGAGUUAAGAAGCAAUUUGGAUUGAGCAAAACCAAAGUUCUUCCAUCAACAUCUACAACUAUAGCAUUACGUAGUCCAUCAAGGUCUCCUCGAGACCCCCGAUUCAGCACAGCGAAGGCCAGGUCCGAAAACAUGUGGACUGGCAAGAGCAAGUCCCCGAAAACACGUCAUUCUAAAAGGCUGGCCAUAAGUAACAAGUAGUAUAUUACAAUGAUUACAAAAGUUACUUUAUUUAUAUAUUUACUAUGUUCAGUACAAUGGUUACAAAAGUUAGGUUUUAGGUCGUAAAUUAUAUUUAGUCAGUCAUGUUAUAUACUUGCAUCAUACUACUGUUAGGUGAUUUGGAAUUGCACUAAUGUUGGUGAUUUUAUAAUUUACUAUAGGGUAAGACUUGUGGUAGUUUUUAGAAUUUGGUGGAACUGAUUAUUAUUAUUGUAUGGUCAUUAUUACUAUUAUUGUGAAUAUUAUUUCGGUUGUUA
Molecule: messenger RNA, 2200 nt
Organism: Cannabis sativa
Lineage: Eukaryota; Viridiplantae; Streptophyta; Magnoliopsida; Rosales; Cannabaceae
Exons: 9
Coding region: 51-1922 (623 amino acids)
Biological process (GO): protein desumoylation
Cellular component (GO): nucleus
Molecular function (GO): deSUMOylase activity
Source: RefSeq, a predicted model, not a curated record